This is a messenger RNA of Anguilla anguilla (European eel), 1881 nucleotides long. Its product is annotated as zgc:171566. Bases 235 to 1185 code for a protein of 316 amino acids. Lineage: Eukaryota; Metazoa; Chordata; Actinopteri; Anguilliformes; Anguillidae. Gene Ontology annotation, molecular function: gamma-glutamyl-peptidase activity. The record is from RefSeq and is a predicted model, not a curated record. The transcript has 9 exons. Gene Ontology annotation, cellular component: vacuole. Gene Ontology annotation, biological process: tetrahydrofolylpolyglutamate metabolic process.
CCGCCCAUUUCACCACCGCCCAAAAUGUUCCUCCCUAUGUGGAGGUAUACUCAACUAAGCCUUCUGGCGUGCGUGGUUUUUGGUGGUUCUGCCAGCACAAGCGAAGACGAAGGAAAGGACAAAGCAAAAACAGGAUAUUUUACAAAUCGACGUUACUAUCUCUGUUACACAAAACGAUACCGUUACUAAGUGCAUGCCAUUUUGUUUUAUUAACAUUUUGAUAAACCUACGUGAAUGUGUUCCUCGGCAGUUGCAUUUGCGGUGUUGGCCGCCGUCUUCUGCAGUGUUCCCGUUUCAGUACAAGCCGGCCCGCGUUUGAAUAACAGACCAAUAAUCGGGAUUUUGGCCCAGGAGAUUAUUUCGGGAGACCGCCAUGCACGGGGAUCCUCGUAUAUUCCCGCCUCAUAUGUGAAAUACCUGGAGUCGGCUGGGGCGAGAGUGGUGCCAGUCAGAAUAAACCGCACAAAUGAGGAAUAUGUCACGCUGUUCCACUCCAUAAAUGGGCUGCUGCUUCCAGGUGGAGAUGUCGAUCUGCAAAAAUCACAGUACAGCAGAGUGUCAAAGAUAUUUUAUGACCUGGCAAUAAAGGCCAAUGACAUGUCCGAUUACUUCCCCAUCUGGGGAACGUGCCAGGGAUUCCAGCAACUGACUGUUCUCACCAGCGGCAAAAACCUACUGACCCUUACGGACACCAAGGCUGUGGCCCUUCCCUUAACAUUCACCCCAGCUGCGCAGAACAGCCGUUUGCUCAAGAGUUUCCCAAAGGACCUGCUGCAGUCCCUGUCUGUGGAGAACAUAACCUCCAACUUCCACAGCUGGAGCCUCACACUGCAGAAUUUCUCUCGGAAUAUGAGGUUAAGAAGGUUCUACAAGGUUCUCUCCAUCAACACAGACGGUAAAAAGGAGUUCAUUUCGACCAUGGAAGCCUACCGCUACCCGUUCUACGCGGUCCAGUGGCAUCCGGAGAAGGCCCCCUUUGAGUGGAUAGAGAAGUCCGGGAUGGUGCACACUGCCUCCGCCGUCAAGGCCUCCUUCCACUCAGCCAUCUUCUUUGUGUCUGAGGCCAUGAAAAGUCAGCAUUCCUUCUCCAGCCCCGUUGAAGAAGAAAAAGCCCUUAUUUACAACUAUUCUCCUGUUUUCAAGGGCAUUGGAAGUGUGUUCAUGCAGAAUUAUUACUUUGAUUAAAUCAGAAAAGCAUUAAAUGUGAAACUUUCACCAGAGAUUCACAGAAGUCACAGAAUAGUGAUCAUAUUUGUGUAGAGCUUUGAGUGGUUUACAUCUGUGUUUAAAAUGAGGGAAAUAAUCAGUGAAUAAUUGACUUCAGUGAUUUCAUUGAUACUUCAUGUGUAGUUAUAAAAGUUAUAUUUUUAUUUAGUAUUGCAUCUAUUUUUAAACAACUUUUACAAGAUCUUGUGUGAUGCUGUCAAUCUUGUGUGAUAUUUCAUAUAAUUUCUGUUCUGUCUUCUGUGCAUGAAUUCUACUUCUUUGUUUUUGCUGAUGAUCAUUAGACCUUGAGGUAGAUAUUGUUUGAAGUGUUCAUAAUGACACCUCUGAGCUGUAUGAUUUCAGCUAUUCAUGUCAGAUGGAAUUUAAAGGUUUUUUUCCAUAAACAUGUGAUAUAGAAUGUGGGACACAGGCUUUUAGAUCACAGGCUUUUCACUUCAAAGUAAAAAAGUCCAGCAUAAAUACUUCUUUCUAAUAAUUUGUGUGUUUGUGCAUAGUUGUGUUUCAUGUCUUUCUCAGUAGCUGAAAGAUCGCAACUGGUGUUGUGCUUUUUCCCUAAAUGAAUCACGAGUAGCUGUGGUAGUGUGUACAACACACUGCUGUCCUCAGAAAUUAAGGAACAUUUGUAAAAACAAUUCGAAAAGAACUUGGGAUUUG